AUGUGCAAACAAAAACAAUAAAUAAAAAAUGUCCUCAACAAUAAAUAUAGAUGAUUUGUGUUCACUAGAUCUAUCCCUAAUAUGCCGCGGCUGCUUGGCUACGUCGGGAGAGAUGAAGAAUAUGGUGGAAUGGGGUUUAUUAGACGAUUUUCACCGGCUCACAAAUGUACAGGUGAACACGUCAGACAACCCAUCGCUGCUGCUCUGUCUGAAAUGUGAGGAUGUUCUAUACAGGUGCAGGUGUUUCAAGGUCACAUCCCAAGUGUCAGAUCAGAUGUUGAAGAGUGCCAUAGAGAAAAAACAAUCCAAGGAAUCGUUGGAGCGGACAACUGCUCCCAAAUCCGAGGAGGCAUCUAAUUCACAGGAUAACCUGAUACAUUCUGAACUCACCAGCAAAUCUGUUAUAAUGAAAAUAACCGCACCGAACAUGGACCGGAAGAUAAACCUGCCUUGCCACUAUUGCCAGAGUAACUUCUUGAAGAAAACCGACCUGGUGCAUCACUUACUGAAGCAGCAUAAAGUAGCCAAGGACUUUGCUGUGGACCUAAAAUUUUACUGUCACAUUCAAGACUGCUCGUAUUACAUCAACUCGGGGAAGGAGAAAUUUUUCACCGGCAGAAAGUAUCUGAACCAGCACGCAUUCAAAGUGCACGGUGAAAAGGUCAAUUGCAGCGUAUGCGAAUUGUCGUUCGCCAAUGACGUCGCAUACAAGCGGCAUCUGAGAACGUGCAAUUAUUUAUACAUGUGCCAGGUGUGCGACGUGCAAUACAAUACGAACGAAAAGUUGCUGAUACACUUGCUAAGAAAACAUCCCGAUCUGCACGAGCAGUAUAAGAACGAGAGGAAAGCUCAGAAACGUAGAUCCGAAAAUUGUGUUGAUACGAAGAAAAUUAAAAACGAUAGAAGCCAGGAUGGCGAUAAAGGUGACGCUUUCUGCGACAGCCCGAAAAGAUCUUUCGCAACGCAAACUCUGGAAUUGGAGAGACAUAUCAAAAACGAUGUAACUCUACCGUCUUGGCACGCGGAAAGGAUGGAUGAAACGAAAAAGGAUGAAAUGUCAACUCAAACGGUGUUCGAAGAUUUGCUCUCAUUAAAAUCUAAUAUGAGCGAGGAUGACGCAAUGUUCUCGGAUUCAGUAUCCCUAUCUGAUAUUCAAACCCAAACUCUACCUUUAGAAUUCGGUUUGAGUCGUGUCAACAAAGAGACAAUCACGUCUGAGACUCAGUCCCCGGAUUUGAGUAUAAAGGAGACUCAAACAUGUCUCUGCCUCUACGAGUCCCCGAAACCUAAUUUCCGGUGUAUUGAUAGCGUGUCCUCCAGUCCGAGUACGUUUAGUAUGUUGACAUCGACCGAGACUCAGACCCUGGACUUGAGAGGCAGUCUAUAUAAUGAUUUACUGAGUUUUUCCUCCGCGGAAACUCAAACAUGUUUUGAUGAUGAUUCGAGUAAAGAUUCAUGAUAUUGGUUUUAAUAAUAAAAGUAGCAUUAACUUAUGAAGAGAGCUAGAGGAGAGUCCAGCUUUCAAGUUAGGGAAGGGUAUCAAUAUAGUCGAGGUCUUCAAAGUCAAAGUCAAAAAUAUCUUUAUUCAAGUAGGCCCAUAGGUGGCACUUUUGA
Molecule: messenger RNA, 1614 nt
Organism: Pararge aegeria (speckled wood butterfly)
Lineage: Eukaryota; Metazoa; Arthropoda; Insecta; Lepidoptera; Nymphalidae
Exons: 3
Coding region: 29-1459 (476 amino acids)
Biological process (GO): regulation of transcription by RNA polymerase II
Cellular component (GO): nucleus
Molecular function (GO): DNA-binding transcription factor activity, RNA polymerase II-specific; transcription cis-regulatory region binding
Source: RefSeq, a predicted model, not a curated record